AUGGUUUUGUCCCAUGUUUUUAAUCAACUUCUGAAUCCAAACGGUGCUGUCAAUCGCCGUCGUCGUCUCUUCAUCCCUCCGUCGACAAACUUCCCUCUUUUCAAAUAUGGGGCAGACGAUGACCAAAGGUCCUUUCUUUCAUUAGAUGAAACCACCUCACUUCUCACUGGUCGUGAUGAUGUGAGCGAUGCUGUCAGUGUGGCGCUGUCACGAUCUCUCCCGUCGACAUUGAGCUCUGCUCACACCAAUGAUGACCAAGAAUCGUUCCACAGUUGGCUUGUAGAGGAACAUCAACGACGUCAAUACAACGAUGAAAAUGCCGACUGGACCGGGACUCCGGGCGCCGGAUCUCCGGAAGGUGACCGUAGAUCUUAUGCUUCUGGGAAGUCGAGGGGACUGACUCUUUCAGACGUCAAGUCCAGUGUCCUUCUCCUAGACCACGAGGAUUUUGCCAAUUUGCGUACGACGUUUGCGUUGGAGACCCGUAUGUUGUUUAGGUACUCGUUCCCGCUUAUCAUCACUUUCAUAUUAGAGCACUUGUUUUCGAUCGUGUGUUUGUUGGUAGUGGGUCAUCUUGGUAAAAACGAAUUGGCUGCGGUCUCUCUUGCCUCCAUGACAUCGACCAUUACACUCGCUAUUUUUGAGGGAAUCGCUACUUCCCUCGAUACUCUCUGUCCGCAGGCUUACGGCGCUGGCAACCAUGAGUUGGUCAGUGUGCAUGUUCAGCGGUGUGUAGUCUUUUCAUUGUGUGUCUAUGUUCCCUGCGCACUUUUCUGGUGGUACAGUGGCUCGCUCCUCAAAUAUGUGAUUGAUUCUGAGAAAGUUUUGGAGCUCACAACCAAAUUUUUGCGUGUUCUCGUGGCGGGCGGGCCCGCGUACAUUUUUUUCGAGAACGGAAAGCGGUUUCUCCAGGCACAGGGUAUCUUUGAGGCUGGAACUGGUAUUCUAUUCAUCAGUGCUCCGAUCAAUAUCUUCCUUUCUUGGUACCUUGUGUGGAACGAGACUUAUGGUUUGGGCUACAUUGGUGCACCAAUCGCGGUGGUAAUCAACUUUUGGGUCAUGAGUCUUUUGUUAGUAUUGUAUGUAAUGUUCGUUGAUGGGUCAAAGUGCUGGUUUGGCUUGUCCAAACUCAAGAACUUGUUCCAAAACUGGGGCCAGCUUUCUCAUUUGGCUAUCCCGGGAAUUAUCAUGUUGGAAUCGGAGUACGUUGCUUACGAGAUCAUGACCCUUUUUGCGCUGUACUUUGGUACAGUGGAGCUUGCGGCACAAAGUGCUGUGGGUUCAAUUGCAUCCUUGACCUAUAUGGUCCCAUUUGCUGUUAGCAUCGCCGUAUCCACAAGAGUCGCAAAUUUUGUAGGCGCCGGCAACCUACACUCGGCAAGAAAAGCGACUCUUACUGGUAUGGUUUUUGGCGUUGGUUUAGCCUCCGUCAAUUGCAUUGUUUUGCUUUUGUUCAGUCGUCAAAUUGGUGGCUUAUUCACCAACGAUCCAGAAGUCAUUGAUCUCAUUGUCUCCUUGUUCACGCCACUUGUCGCUUGUCUUCAACUCUUUGAUGGUCUUGCCUGUGUUUCUAAUGGUAUUCUCAGGGCUCAGGGACUGCAAAAACUCGGAGGCAUUGUCAAUUUCGUGGCAUAUUAUGCUGUGGCUAUGCCUCUCGCAUUCGUCCUCACCAGAACGACAGAUUUGAAAUUGCGUGGUUUGUGGCUUGGAGUCGGCACAGGAAUGAUUAUGAUCGCUGUUAUCGAGAGUUUAAUCAUCAUAAAUUGUGACUGGGAUGCGGUCCUAGUUCGCGCGGGGCUUCUCAUGGAAUUUGAGAAUUCGGCAAGCGAAGAUGAGCUUUGA
Australozyma saopauloensis is the source of this 1842-nucleotide messenger RNA. RefSeq lists its product as uncharacterized. The record is from RefSeq and is a predicted model, not a curated record. Bases 1 to 1842 code for a protein of 613 amino acids. Gene Ontology annotation, cellular component: membrane. Gene Ontology annotation, molecular function: antiporter activity; xenobiotic transmembrane transporter activity. NCBI's taxonomy places the organism in Eukaryota, Fungi, Ascomycota, Pichiomycetes, Serinales, Metschnikowiaceae. Gene Ontology annotation, biological process: xenobiotic detoxification by transmembrane export across the plasma membrane. The transcript has a single exon.